This is a messenger RNA of Melopsittacus undulatus (budgerigar), 991 nucleotides long. It is a transcript of the gene CIMIP2A, whose product is annotated as ciliary microtubule inner protein 2A. The transcript is spliced from 7 exons. The record is from RefSeq and is a predicted model, not a curated record. Gene Ontology annotation, cellular component: nucleus. NCBI's taxonomy places the organism in Eukaryota, Metazoa, Chordata, Aves, Psittaciformes, Psittaculidae. The coding region runs from base 1 to 921 and encodes 306 amino acids.
AUGGCAGCCUCGAAGGAAAAGAGCAUUUUCCCUUCCCAUCCCUACCAUAUCCCUGGCUACAAGGGCUUCAUCCCUCAGUACAGCUUCCAGUAUGGAGAGACCUUCGGCAGGACCACGCACCGGCUGCUGACCGACCCCACCAUUGCUCGCAGCCCCCGCACUCUGCUGGCACCUCUGCAGAAGCUCGGGUUCAGUGAGGAGAAGCAUGGAGCCCAGGGCCACCUCCCCGGGCACCCAGGGUGCUUUCCCUAUGAGACAGCUGGGGCUACAGCGACCUUCCCUGACCCACUGAAGCCGGAGCUGACAGAGGAAGAACUGACCAUGAUGCACAUGGACCCUAAGCCCUGGCACCACCCCGGUGCAUACAUCCCAAGGACACAAGUGGUUCGGGAAUACCCCCCCAGUGUUCCACACUAUCCCGUGUUCGAAGGGCAAGAGUGGCUGACAAGAAGGUGCGGAUCUGGUCAGCUCGGCGGUGCCUGGGCAGGAAUCGCACCAGGGCAGGUGACAUUGCCCCCGCUGACCCAGGAGCCCGUGAGCACCAACGGGGCCGAGGAGGAGGAGGUUUGGUUGCCAGAAACAGAUCUACCAAACGUGAUCCUGCAGAAAGUCAUCACAGGGUACGCUGGAUUCAUCCCCCGCCUCACCUGGUGUCAUGGUGUGAACUACAUCCGGAGCGUGAAGGAAGCAAUGAAGGAAUUUGACCAACACCAGUUUAAGCUCAGAAACCCAUGUUACAGCUUUGGCAAGAGAUAUCCCCAGAAUUACUGGCCUACCAAUAGAAUUUACACCAGUGCUGGACUGAUACCUUUCUACAUGGGCUUUGUACCAGAGCUCCGGGACACCUACGCACUGACUUACGGAAACAGCACCCGAAAAGCUUACCAAAAGGAACAAGAGAGACAAGCUCGUGCACUGUGAAAAAUGCUUUAAUGGUGCCUGUACAGCAGUUGAAGUGACUUUUGAGACAUAAAGAGGAACACAACACAGA